CUAUAAAUCACUCUGUUUCCUGCUACAACUUCCCCUCUUCUCUUCCGCAGUUUUCAGUCUAGGAUCCUCAAAAUCUCAAUCUUUUCUUUCUCUGUUGCAGAAACGCAAUCAUGCAAGUUCCGUUGAUAGACAGGAUCAACGAUCUUCAAGUGGGUUUAAAUUCUCUGCAAAACCCCUCUUUUUCUUCUCAGAUCACAACCUCCCUCGCUUCCGUUUCAAUAGCAUACAAUUUCUGCAAAUGGGGCGCAGUGAUUCUUGCCCUAGUGGCUACCUUCGGCAGCAUAAUCAACAGAAUCACCAUUUUCAUCAUUCGCUUCCGCACCAAAGCCCCUUCUUUUCACUCAAUCGAAGAAUACGACGACGUUUACUCCUCCACUGACGACGAGGACGAGGACUACGAAAACGACGACGAUGAUUUAACCUACUCGUCGUCAGAGUACGAAGACGAACCCUCCGCGUCUUCCAGCUUUAUUCGUUUGGAAGAUUAUUUCCGACUCAGAGGUACCAACGAUAGCGACGAUAACCAAAACGACGAGUUCCAGACCCAAAACGGCACGCACAAACGAUGUCGUAGCAUCGGAGAUAUAUUUUCCCUCUCAGAACUCGCCAGCAGCAAGAGCGUCGUGAAGCUCUGGGACAGCAUAGGCUUCGGGCUGGGGUUAGAUUUCGAUGAUUACGAGGACGGCGUCGUUUCGACUUAUGACCCCGCGAGCUCCACGGCGUCGCCAGCGGUGAUGGUCUCGGCCGGAGAGGGCGCGUGCGGGAAUCUGGCAGUGGAGAUUUGGGACACGCGCCUGCGGCGUCGGAAACCGACGGUGGUGGCGGAGUGGGGGCCCACCGUGGGCAAGACUCUGCGCGUGGAAUCUGGCGGCGUUCAGAAGGUUUAUGUUAGAGAUGACGGACGUAACGGCGUGACGGUGGGGGACAUGAGAAAUGUCAGCACGCCGUUAGGCAACGUGACGGAGUCUGACGCGGAUACUUGGUGGGAUGCGGACGCAAUUGUUGUUUCGGACGAACAGCAAUCAAUGUUGCAACGACCAACUUGAAUAAUUGAUGUUCCUUUUGGGUGCUGGAAAUAUAAUAAUAAUAAAAUGAAAAAAAAAAUACAAGGCCCCACCAUUUUUUCUUAAGAGAAAUUGUUUAUUUGUAUUAUUAAAUUUGAAGUUUAUAAUUGUAAAUUAAAAUAAAUUAGUUCUUUGAUUUUGUACAUACCUCAA
Molecule: messenger RNA, 1217 nt
Organism: Vigna unguiculata (cowpea)
Lineage: Eukaryota; Viridiplantae; Streptophyta; Magnoliopsida; Fabales; Fabaceae
Source: RefSeq, a predicted model, not a curated record